UGCCCUGGUCCUGGCCAGGCAUCUCUGUAGAGGAAGCACGCAGGCCCCACUCAGCUGGCAAUCCUCAGCUCUGGCCUGAUGUGGAGGGAGGAGAUGGCAAUGGCCAAGCUGGGCUCCCUGCUGUUCCUCAUGGUGGCCGCCCCAGAGUGCAGUGCAGCUGUGGCCAAUACUGAUCAGAAGGCAUGGAGCUGUUCUUCAUCUCCAUCUCUGCCCCGAAGCUGCAAAGAAGCCAAGCAGAGGUGCAGCGGUGCGUGUGAUGGCCUGAAAUUUCUUCAUACCAAGGCUAGCGUCAUCUACCAGACCUUCUGUGACAUGACCACUGAGGGUGGCAGCUGGACCCUGGUGGCCAGUGUGCAUGAGAACAACAUGUAUGGGCAGUGCAUGUUGGGUGAUUGCUGGUCCAGUCAGCACGGCAACGGAGCAGACUACCCCGAGGGAGAUGGCGACUGGGCCAACUACAACACCUUUGGGUCCUCAGAGGCAGCCACAAGUGAUGAUUAGAAGAACCCUGGCUACUAUGACAUCCAGGUGCUGGACCUGGGCAUCUGGCAUGUGGCCAACAAUAGCCUCAUGGAGAACUGGAAGAACAAGUCCCUGCUGAGGUACUGGUCUGAAGAGCAGCAGAAAUACCCAGUGAAAUAUGGAGCAGGCAAGUGUUGGACUGAUAAUGGUCCUGCGAUACCUGUGGCCUAUGAUUUUGGCGAUGCUAAGAAACUAGCAUCUUAUUACUCACCUAAUGGCCACAAUGAAUUCACCACAGGAUUUGUCCAGUUUAGAGUAUUUAAUUAUGAGACAGCAGCGAAUGCCCUGUGUGCUGAAAUUAAGGUCUUAUAUAUAUAUAGUAACAGGAGGCCUGAGGAGGUUGUGGUGUUACAGUGUUUGCCUAGUAUGUGUGAAGCCCUGGCUUUGAUGUCCAACAACCCCUUGUCCCAAAGAAAACAGAAACAACUAGGGGCUACAAAAGCAUGUAACUGUGCUGGGGGUGUCAGAGCAGUGACUGCAGAAAAGCACUGCAUUGGUGGAGGAGGAUACUUCCCACAGGGAAAUCCUGUGCAGUGUGGAGACUUCUCUGCCUUUGAUUGGAAUGGUUAUGGAACUCAUAUUGGAUUGAGGAGCAGCCAAGAGAUAACAGAGGCAGCUGUACUUUUGUUCUAUCGCUGACACCUUCUUGCUAUGACAUGCUGCCUUAUUCUCCCAACUAUCAGAUCCCAGUGGCUGA
Heterocephalus glaber (naked mole-rat) is the source of this 1219-nucleotide messenger RNA. NCBI's taxonomy places the organism in Eukaryota, Metazoa, Chordata, Mammalia, Rodentia, Bathyergidae. The record is from RefSeq and is a predicted model, not a curated record.